AUGGAGGCCAAAGUCAAGGCCGAACUGGACAGGCAAUUCCUGGUCACCCGUCUGUUCGAACGACUACGAAAUGAGGCUCCUGCCUACGAUUGGGAUGACACCAUUGCCCCUUUCCAUUCGUCCUACGACAACUGGCACGUACAUGGCCACCGCCGUGCUUCACAGUCCGCCGAUCGCAAGUCGAGCAAACCAUCUAGCAGGACUGCAAGUGCAAGCAGGGACCGCCGAAAGGACCGCGAUUCGGAGAAGACAAAGGACAAGGACAGCGAACGACGCGUGUCGGAUGCGAACCUGGGUUAUGAUGUCGUCGCUCGCAUCUCCCGCCACACAACUCGCCUCGAGCGUGAGUUUGGUCUCGCGAAAAGACUCAAGUCAGAAGACGACCCAGAGUGCCGCCACUUCAUAGAUCCUGUCGAGUUCCGCCGAUUGCCUGCACGCCAACCUGGAGAAGUCGGUCUCGUCGCCUUCAUCGCUCGAGCUCCUGACAAUGGUGGGAACUACAUGAAAGAGCUUGCGGAAUUCGGACCAAACCUACAACGCACACAACUUCCUACCUCACCUGUCAGCCCUCAUGGUAGCCCUGAGCUUCAGCAACUACCCUCUCCAGAGCCGCUCCCUAUUCAUCUCUUUUUAGACUUUGCUAUAGGUGCAACUGAAUGUUGCGAGAUCCUGCAUCAUAGCAGAGAGCUGGUUCAUGGAGAGCUUCGUGGCGAUGCCUUCUACUUCAGUAAGGCACUUCGAACGGUGCGGUUGAUCAAUUUCGGUUCCGGUGCUCGAUCCUUUGAGAAUGGUCUCACGUCAGCUGGCUGGAGCUCCAUCACGUCCGAAGCCGGCGUUGAAACCCGCCUUCAAUUUAUCGCGCCAGAACAGACUGGACGUAUGCCUGCCGAACCGGACACAAGGACUGACAUAUACUCGCUCGGCAUUCUGUUCUGGACCAUGCUGACAGGAAAGCCCGCAUACGGUGGGGACAAUCCUCUCGAGAUCAUGCAGAGCCUGCUAUCGCGCCGCGUUCCUGCAGUUGACAGCGUUCGCACUGACGUGCCUCAGAUCAUUUCCAACGUCAUACAGAGGAUGACACAGAAAAAGAUGAACGACCGCUACCAAUCUUCUUCCGGUCUAAAGCAUGAUCUAGUCGAGAUCAAGAGGCUACUUUCUGAAGGAAAUGUUGACGCACUGCAGUCUUUCAAGCUCGGAUCGAAAGAUGUCUCUUGUUUCUUCAACCUACCCAACUCGCAAAUCGGACGUGAUGAGCAACGAGAACUGAUUCUCGAAGUUAUAGAGAGCUCUGCCUUGCGAGCCUCCCAAGCCAUCUCGCACUCCAAGAAGGGCUUGUAUAGUUUGAGCUCUCAUUCGUCAGCUUCAGUUUCCACCCCUACCCAACCCGACCGUCAUGAGAAUGGAAUCUUGGACGAUAUCAUGUCUCAGAGCACAGGUUCUGGUGACCAAGAACUGAAGCCCUCCGUUUCCAUAGACAGAAGUGAUGCCUUGAAGCUGCAGCACGAACCCAGCUCUCAAGAGAGCAUUGUGGCUCACACCAGUGUUCAGCAUGAGCACAAGCCAUCUCUCGAAAGUCGACCCUCAGUGUACAACCUUGAGAGUAGUCAAAGAUCUAAUGUUUCGAACUCAUAUACUGGACAUGGUGAGGGAUCGGUCUUACGUACCGCACAACAGCUAAAGCAAAUUGGGCAUACUGAGAUUCUAUGCCUGAGUGGUGCUGCAGGACUCGGAAAAAGCUCUCUUCUACACGACGUGCAAAACAUGUCAAGGAAAUACGGCUACUAUGCAUCAGCUAAAUUCGACCAAGUCAAACGGGCGCCCUUCGAGCCAGUUGUGCGCGUUAUGAGCUCUCUGUUUCGUCAAAUCUUCUCUGAAGGUGAUGUUUCAACUCCUUUCCACGACAAUAUCCGCACAUAUAUCAAGCCAUACUGGGGCUUCUUGUCUGGCUUUCUGGACCUUCCACCUUGGCUACUCUCACAGUUUCCCACUCAUCAAACACCUCUGAGUACUGAUUUGGCCUCAUUACGGCUACCUCGUGAAAAAUGUGGCAGCAGUGGAGACACGGCAUCUGAUUGGCUACGCGCUGGAGGAAGCAACUCGAGCAAGUCAAAUCGCUUCGUUCGCACCUUCCUUGACGUGCUACGAUUAUUAGCGCUGCAGAAGUUCAUCUGUAUUACGCUAGACGACUUGCAGUUCGCGGACGAGGAGAGCAUUGAUCUCCUGAUCAGCAUUGUUCAGGUCAAAAUACCCCUGGUCCUCGUUCUAACAUAUCGUGAUGAGGAGGUUCUGCCUACCAAGCUUCGAUCUCUACUUGAGAAAGCAACAAAGAUUGAUCUCAAGCCUUUCAGUGAGGUAGAGACGUCCCAGUACGUGGCAAUGACCUUACAUCGCUCUCCCGAGUACGUCUUACCAUUAGCUGCGGUCAUUCAGCAAGCGACUCUGGGCAACCCAUUCUUUGUCCGAGAGAUGCUCGACUCUUGCUAUCGAAAGCACUGCAUAUACUACUCAUGGCGAUCUUCACAAUGGGAGUUCGAUCUUGAUAAAACUUUCGACGAAUUUGCUUCACCGGAUGCUGACCAAUUCUCGACGAACAACUACCUCGCAAAACGAUUGAAAGACUUGUCAGAUGAUUGCAAAUCUGUGCUCUGCUGGGCUAGUUUCAUCGGCAAUACCUUCUCCUUCACUCUCGUGAAACAGGUGAUGAGCUGCGAUUGUUCCAAGAAAUCCAAAGACGAAUAUUUGCCUCCGAAAAAGGAUCCGGUGGCAGGCUUGCAAGACGCCAUCAGUUCUUAUAUCGUUGUCGCGACCGAGGACGAAGACAGGUUUAGGUUUUCUCAUGAUCGGUAUAUGCAAGCUGCUGAGCUGCUCGCUGAUGACUGUCGUAAGGAAGAAAUGCAUUACAUCAUCGCGGCAUCUUUGAUGUACCACGAACCAUACAACCCUGCUACCAAACCAACUCAGCUUCUCUUCGACCAAGCCAGGAACAUUUGUAAUGCAGUUGAAGCCAUCCAAGCUCGGCCUACUCUUGCUAAGGGCCCGUAUAGAGACCUUCUGUACCAGGCAGCGGAAACCGCAAGGGAGCAGGGAGCCAGAUCGAUAUCAUUGUACUUUUUCCAGCAUUGCCUGAUGCUCCUGUCUGAUGACCCUUGGAAAGAGAACUCUUCGGAGGGUUCAUAUCAAGAGACGUUGACCUUGAUGACCAAGGCUGCCGCGGCUUACUGGUAUCUCGGAUUCUUUGACGAGGCCGAGGUCAUCCUCAAGGAGAUCUUGACGAACGCCAAAGCAGCUGCCGACAAGACGCCAGCGUUCAUAAUUCAGAGUCGCAUGCAUGCUCAAAGAGGUGAUUCACACAUCGCCUUCCUGAACAUGAAGCGAGCAUUGGCAGAUCUGGGCAUCGAAAUCGUAGAUACAACCUACGAGGAAUGUGAUGAAGAAUUCCGUGAGAUUGUGAAGCUUGUUAGCGUCACCGACCGACAACUUUUCGAGAGUCGAGAUGCAGAAGUUGACCGCGACCUGUUCACGCUUGGAGCAGUGUUGGUAGAGCUUUUGAGUGCUGGAUUCUGGACUGACUCCUUACUGUUCUAUUAUCUGACCUUGAAGAUGAUGAGAGUCUACCUCCAGAGAGGCAUCUUCCCGCAGGUUGCCGUCGGGUUCAUUCACCUUGCAUCUAUUGCCAUUGGUCGUUUCGAGAUGUUGGAGGAAGGUCUUGAGCUCGGCAACACAGCCUUGAGGCUUUUCGACCUCUUCGACACUGAUUCGUACACGAUUGGCCGCGGUGUCACGCUACACAGCCUCUUCCUUGGACACUUCGUUUCAGACAUUGCUGACCAAGUACCUGCGUUGGAACGUGGUAUGGAAGCUACUAUCCUCGCUGGCGACAAGCUCGUCCACCUUCUAAAUGUUGGUGUCAUGUGCGCUUACAAGUUGUGGAGCUCUCAUAACUUUGAGGAUGUCACUGCUUACAUACAAGAUCAAUACGAAAACUUCCCAGAAUGGCCAACUGACCUGCGUGGAGGCGUCUUCCUGGUCUCAGUCCGCCAAUUCAUGCAAGCACUCCAGGGCAGAACAAAUUGGCGCCAGCCUGCUCACAUCUUCGACGAUGACACUCACCAGACGCAGCAGUACGUUAAAUUUUUGGAGUCACAUACCGGCGCUGCUACCCGGCCACUCUUCUUCUAUGACAGCUACAGGUUAGCUAUCCUAUACAGAUUCGGAUAUUGGAGAGAAGCUCUCGAGAUCGGCGAAUCUGUUCUGCAGUCCAUAUCCAGCGUUUGGUGUAUGCGACAUGCAUACUAUGACUACUUCUACAUUUCCAUGGCUAUGAUCGCCAAGCUGCGCGAAGAGCCUAAUUGUUCGGACCGUAAGCUCAUCCUCGAGAAGAUUUACAGGUUCAAGGGCAAGAUUGAGACCGCAAGCCGCGUCAAUGAGGCAAACUUCGCUGUUUGGUUGCACCUUCUUCGUGCCGAGAUUGCCGAUAUUGAGAUGAAAUCCGAUGAGGCUACUCUUUCAUAUGAGGCCGCUGUCGACCACACAGUUGUUCAUGGCCUUUUGUCAGACGAGGCACUCUGCUACGAGCUGUACGGAGACUUCCUGGUCAGGAGAGGAGCUACGAGACCUGCCCGUUCUAUGAUUCGGGAUUGUAUUUCUGCAUAUCGCCGAAUCUCUGCCUCGGCCAAAGCCACCCAUGUUAGCGAGAAGCAUGAGUUCUUGCUUCUUGGUUCGAGGACUUUUGGCUAUGCUGAUGCAGGCACGCAGACAGCAGAAAAUGAGAACAUCUCGUUCUCUAUGGUACAGAACGAAGUCCCUCAGACAUCCGACGACAGGACUCAGGCCUGGCUAAGCCCCUCCGCCAACACGGUUCCUCAUCAGCAUGAGACACAGCACGAUCUUCAGGGUGGAUUCUCUGCAGUCGGACUUGAUAUGAUCGACCUUGCCAGUAUUUUGGAGUCCUCGCAAUUGUUGUCCUCGGAGCUCAAGGUCGACAAGCUACUGUCGAAGCUGACAAACAUCAUCGUUGACAGUACUGGUGCUGCACUCUGUGGUCUUGUGGUCAACGAUGAUGAGAUUGGUUGGAACGUCGCAGCUAUAGGAGGUCCAGAUGUCUCAUACCAAGACAAUGUCGGCCAACCGAUCAGCGACAUUGAUGAUCCGCUGUCGAAGCAAAUCACGUUCUACGUCUUGCGAUUCAAGGAGGAGCUCUUCCUGCGUAACGUGCUCGACGACGAGCGCUUCUCAAACAUGCCUGCAAACUGGAGACAGAAGUAUCCUGAAGGCAAAGCUGUGAUUGCCUUGCCUAUCUUGCAUGGAGACGACACACUGCUCGGAUCGAUAUACAUUGAGGGACCUCCAAACUCACUAUCCCAGCGAAACAUCACUGUCCUUCGCCUUCUAGUCAACCAGAUCUCGAUCUCUAUCGCCAAUGCACUGCUCUUCAAGAAGGUUGAGAAGGUCUCGGCUAGCAACUCUACCAUGCUUGGAGUGCAGAGACAGGCUCUUGAACAAGCUCGUGAAGCUGAGCGAAAGGCAAAGAUUGCAGAGGCCAAAGCUAUGGAGAUGGUCAAGCUUAAAGAGGAGGCAGCAAAGGCAAAGAGUAUGUUCUUGGCGAACGUAUCUCACGAGCUGCGUACCCCCCUCAACGGAGUCAUCGGUAUGUCUGAGCUGCUUAAGGGAAGCAGUCUCAACACUGAGCAAGAAGGAUAUGCUGACAGCAUCCGCGUUUGCGCUGAUACUCUGCUUUCGGUCAUCAAUGAUAUUUUAGACUUCAGCAAAUUGGAAGCGGACAAGAUGGCUGUAUAUUCGGUGCAGCUAUCUCUGACACAGACUAUCUCGGAGGUUGUCAGAGCCCUGUCAUACACUAACCUAGAGAGAGGACUGCAGACUGUGGAGAAGCUCGAGAUGCCCGCGGAUCUGCUGGUCAUGAGUGAUCCUGUCCGUUUGCAUCAGAUUCUCAUGAAUCUGCUCAGCAAUGCCUACAAGUUCACUGCCAAGGGAACAGUGACUAUCAGGGCGUUCGUCGAGCAUGAGACUGAAGAGACCGUUCAAGUGACGUGCAGUGUGACCGACACUGGUAUCGGCAUCACAGAAGAACAGCGCAAGAAGCUCUUCCAGCCUUUCAGUCAGGCAGACAGCAGUACCGCGCGCAGCUACGGCGGUACGGGACUCGGCCUUUCAAUCUGCAAAGCCAUCAUUGAAAAGGUAUUGCACGGUACAAUCUGGCUCGACAGCGAGAUUGGCGUUGGUACGACAGUGUCGUUCUCGCUCCCCUUCCAAAAGAUUAGACCUGGUGCCGAAAAUAGAGCUGCCGGACUCCUCGCAGAUUCAACAGCAGCACUAUACCAACCCAGCGAAGCCGAGCGCCAGAAAUCAUCCUAUAUCAGUCUCGCCCACAUCCCUCGCGACAAACUCCGCAUCUGCAUCGCAGAAGACAACCCCAUCAAUCAAAAAAUCGCAAUCAAUUUUGUCAAGAAACUCGGGUUCAAAUGCGAAGCCUACGGCGACGGCCAACAAGCCGUCGACGCCCUCGCUGCCGCCAGCAAAGCAGGAACACCCUUCCACCUCGUUCUUAUGGAUGUUCAAAUGCCCGUUCUGGAUGGCUAUAACGCCACUCGCGCCAUCCGCGCCCAUCCUGAUCCCAUCGUCCAGGAAGUACUGGUAAUCGCCAUGACAGCCUCAGCCAUCCGUGGCGACAAGGAAAAAUGUCUCGAGGCUGGAAUGAACAACUACCUCGCCAAACCCGUACGGGCACAUGUGCUCAAGCAGAUGUUGGAGGGCUAUCUGAACCAGGUCCCAAAGACGAUGACGAAUCUACAACAGCAGGCUAAUCAAUUGAGUCAAGAUAUUCUCGACGAGGCCAGUAUGUAUAGGGGCCCAAAGACAGUGGAGCAGGCAGAGCAAAAGAGCGAGAGGAACUCCAUGGAUGAUGGGGAGCAAACCCCUACACCUGCCACUGCUGCUGCUACUACUUCCUUUUUGCCGACGAGGACUAGAUGA
Molecule: messenger RNA, 6990 nt
Organism: Aureobasidium subglaciale EXF-2481
Lineage: Eukaryota; Fungi; Ascomycota; Dothideomycetes; Dothideales; Saccotheciaceae
Exons: 2
Coding region: 1-6990 (2329 amino acids)
Biological process (GO): phosphorelay signal transduction system; protein autophosphorylation
Molecular function (GO): ATP binding; histidine phosphotransfer kinase activity; protein binding
Source: RefSeq, a predicted model, not a curated record